AUGACCGUGAUUACUGUCAUGUCUCAAAGUUUAUCUGUAGAAGAGAUUCAUGAUAUUAUCGCUUCCAGAAAUAUACCCAAUGCCGUGCAAGUUUUAUCAAAGAAGGUUUCAAAAUUGGAACAAAAGUUAUCACAAAAUGACAAAGAAAAAGGCAACCUUAUUGCUAAAUUAGAUGAUGAUACUGGAAAUGAUCAUGAUAAUUCAUUGUGCAAUAUAAACACCAUCUCCCAGAGAAAUGAUCAUAAUAUUAUUGAAAGUAGUGUAGAUAUUGCUUUCCAAAUAAGCAAUCAGCAAAAAACUAUUCUGAAUACUCCUUUAUUGGCAGAAGAUCUUGACGAUUCAGAUGAAAUUGAGCUUACUAAAAAUUAG
Messenger RNA from Dentiscutata heterogama, 369 nucleotides. The record is from the annotation of a GenBank genome assembly. Lineage: Eukaryota; Fungi; Glomeromycota; Glomeromycetes; Diversisporales; Gigasporaceae.